GCACCACGACUGCACGCCCGGCCCCGGUGACAGCAGACGCCGCCCGCCGCCAUCCAGGUGCUCACCUCGGAGAGAGCGUCUCUACGGGCCCGCCCUGUCUUCGGAGCUCCUACCUGGAUGAGGAAGACUACCAGCACCGUGCUAUGUUUUGUCUGCGAGGACCGCCAACUCAGGCCCCGAACCCCCUCCCCGGAAAAAUGAAGCGGCCACACGGUCCAAAAAUGAGGACGGCCGCAUUUUGAGUCGCCCGUGUCGUGUCCACCCGAAGCCGGCCAGCGAAGCCGCCACCUAGGGGGCAAGGCUACCAGACUUCGCGGCGCCAUGGCGGGGCUCAUCAAGAAGCAAAUCUUGAAGCAUCUCUCCAGGUUCGCCAAGAACCUGUCGCCCGACAAGAUCAACCUGAGCACGCUGAAGGGCGAGGGCCAGCUCACCAACCUGGAGCUGGACGAGGAGGUGCUCCAGAGCCUGCUGGAUCUUCCCACCUGGCUGGCCAUCAACCGCGUGUGCUGCAACAAGGCUGCCAUUCGUAUCCCGUGGACCAAGUUGAAGACGCACCCAAUUUCUCUGACACUGGAUAAAGUGGAAAUGGAAAUGAGGACCUGCGAUGAACCCCGCCCCCCCAACGGCCCCUCCCCCAUAGCCACCGCGUCCGGCCAGAGCGAGUACGGCUUCGCGGAGAAGGUGGUGGAGGGCAUGUCGCUGUCCAUCAACUCCAUCGUGAUCCGCAUCAGCGCCAAGGCCUUCAACGCGUCCUUCGAGCUCUCGCAGCUGCAGGUGUACAGCGUCAACACCAGCUGGUGCGUCAGCAACCUGCGCUUCACGCGCAUACAGGACCCGCAACGGGGAGAGCUCCUGACGUUCAAGGAGAUCAGCUGGCAGAUGAUCCGCAUCGAGGCCGACGCCAUCCAGAGCGCCGAGCACGACAUGCUGAGCGCACCCAUUCGCCUCAUCACCAACCAGUCCAAAAUUCGAGUCACGCUCAAGCGACGCAUGAAGGACUGCAACGUGGUGGCCUCCAAGCUGGUUCUGAUCCUGGACGACCUUCUGUGGGUGCUGACCGACUCGCAGCUCAAAGCCAUGGUGCAGUACGCCAAGUCGCUCAGCGAGGCCAUGGAGAAGUCGGCGCAGCAGAGGAAGAGCUUGGCCACCGAGGAGCAGGCGUCGUCCGGGCCGCCCUCGGCCCAGCAGGCGCGCACGCAGCAGACGUCGACGGCCGCCGAGCAGAGCGCCACCAUGGCCAAGCUGUUCAGCGACUACGACGUGUGCGAGACCUCGCACCACCUGCAGAUCACGCACCUGGACCUGCACAUCUGCGACGACAUCCACGGCGCCGACAAAGCGAUCAACAAGAGGAUCUCCGGUGGAGCCAUGCAGUUGUCCUUCAGCUCCAUCACGCUGGACUACUACCCGUUCCACAGAGCAGGCGACAGCUGCAGCCACUGGAUGCACUACAGCGAGGCCACCAAAACGCGAGAGGGCUGGGCGCGCGGCCUCCUGGACGAGUUCAAGUCCAACGUGGAGAUGCUGAAGAACGUGGUGCGAGGGCAGCAGGGCGCGGCUCCGGCGCACAGCUCACCUGGCAAGAUCAACACGUCGUCCACCUCGUCCUUCAGCCCUCUGCCUGAGAGUCACAAGACGCAGCUCAUGUCCAGCUCCGUGGUCCUCAGGGUGGCCGACUUCAGCAUCUACCAGGUGUCCACAGCGGACCAGCGUCGCUCCAGUCCCAAAACCAUGAUCUCCUGCAACAAGAAGUCCUUGUACCUUCCUCCAGAGAUGCCGGCCAUCCACGUCGAGUUCACCGAGUACUAUUUCCCAGACGGAAAAGACUAUCCCGUCCCGUGUCCCAAUCUGUACGCGCAGCUGAACGCCCUGCAGCUGGUCCUGGAUCCCCGCAGCCUGGUGUGGAUCAACCUGUUCGCUCUGGACCUGCGGCAGAGUCUGGAGCAGUUCAUGGAGAUCUACAAGCUCAACGACUCGCAGAAGCCCGACGAGCACGUGGACAUCAAGGUGGACGGCCUCAUGCUGAAGCUGGUGAUCCCGGCCGAUCGGGACCCCUCGUGCCCGCCCGACCUUCCUCGCUCCGUCUCGGUGCAGACGUCCGAGAUGGUGGCCACCAACACCCGGCACCCGGCCAACUGCACCCGCGCCCACCUGGAGGCCCUCCUGCACGCCUUCCAGGAGGAGCCCUUCUUCUCGCCCUCCUUCGUCUCCUUUCCUCGCUCCUCGUCCUCGCUGCCGCUCCUCCACCCCGUUUUCCACUCCCACGCCCACGAGCAGGACACUCGGCUGCACGACAUCUACCGGGGCCUGGUGGUGCCCGCCAUGAGGGCCGACGCCCUCAAAAUGCCGGCCGCCGCUGACUUUUGGGCGCUGCACUUUGCACAAUUUUGGGUGGACUACGAGGGAAAAGGGCGGCCGCAGCCCUUCGUGGACUCUUUCCCCCUCACCGCGUGGGCCUGCCAGCCCGCCAAGCUCCUCCAGCACCAGGAGAUGCUGAGAGGAACGUCCCGGAGCUCCUCAGCAGAGUCCGCCGGGCGCCUGCAGAGGAAGCGGCUGCUGAAGGAGUUCUACAGCGCCGACAGCGCGCCCGCGCCGUCACACAAUCCGUCGAACGGACUCCAUAAACCGCAAUCGUUAGACAGUUUGCCUUCUUCUCCUUCGACGUCUUCCAGCAAAGAUGCUGAUGUCCACGUGCUGGUGCAUGUUCAAAAGCAUCUAAGCGCUCAGGUGAGCCACCAGCAGUACGUGUUCCUGAUGCGUCUGCAGCGCAGCAUCAAGGCACUGCAGCAGACCUUGCAGCAGGACUUGGAGGAGAUGGGAGGGCUGCGCAAGGCUCCGGCUCAGCGCCCCGCCGACCACCGGCCCUUCACCGUCUGCCUGGGCCUCCUGCUCAAGAGCGCCGAGGUCUCCCUCCUCCUCAAGCCCGUCGCUCAGCCGGAAGGCUCCGGAUCUCCUCUCGGUUCUGAGCUGUCCCCUUCGGAAAGCAGAGGAACCAUGGAGCCGGGCGCAGAGAGAGAAGGUAAAGGGAGCUCCAGCGUGGAUCAAAUGUUGUGUGGAGACGUCGCCGACGCAAAAGCGCCACGGGGGCCCGACCCGCUCGUGCCCACCGCCGCUGUGGCGUCAAAUCCCAAACCCUCACUGGAGGAGAGGACUCCUUCUGCUAAGAAUGCUGGGAGGUGGAAUUCCGAUGAAGGUGAGGAGAUGGUGGCCGAGGUUUUCGCCGGCGAGGACGAAAGCGGGUUGCAAAAAGCGGCAGGUGAGCCGCUUUGUGAGGACAAAGCUGCGGCCGCCAAGACGCCCCAGUUCACAUCCAGGAAAGGAAGUUUGUCUGUCGUUUCCGAUCUCCUCAGCUCCUCAUCUACCAGCAGAUCCACCUCUCUUUAUUCCAUGUCCAACAUCGGGCGUCUGAUGCGCGACCGCUCGCAGUCCACUUUCUCGGUGUCCUACAAGACCAUGAAGAAGAGUCCGUCGCUGCAGUCGCUGGACAACGUAUCCAUUGACAGCUACCUGCUGGAGGACGGCGACGCCUACAGCCUGCUGGAAAGAGAUGACAUGUCCAUCUCAGGAUUCAAGGCCACCAACGAGAGCUCGGCGGAGGCCGCCGCCGCCGCGCCCGGCCCGGAGCAGGAAGGAGGCGUGUCCCCCGACACCGUCAGCGCCGCGUCGCAGAGCAUCGACGAACCCUCCAAGGACAUCGUGUCGGUGCUGGUGCUGAAGGUCCACUCGGUGUGCGUGGGCGUGGAGGCGGUGGGCGAGAGCACCGCCGUGGCCCUGGAGGUGGACAAAGUCACGCCCGUGCAGCUGGGCAACAUCAGCCUGCGGCAGUACCUCAGCAGCCGCAGCCUGGGAAUGGUGCGUUCAAUGCCGGCUCAGAGCAGCCAAGGCGGGGGCGAGGUGCGCUCACCGGCCACGGGGGCCCCCCGCCGCCGCCCGGAGCUGCUCGCCCGGCUGGAGAGCGGGCCGCACGCCGCCGCCCGCUCGCCGCUGGCCGAGCGUAACGGCUUCCUGCAGCUGCAUCUGCACGGCUACCGGGCCGGCCUGCUCGUGUCCACGCUGCGCAACCUGGCCCACUUCCUGGAGGAAGACGCGACGCCGCGGGUGCUGCCCAUGGAGAUCAGCGUACGGGACACGCACAUAUACUUGAAGGACGACGGGCAACGCGAAACCCCGUCCGACUCUGAGCCCAUCACGCUGCACGUGGACAGCCUGGUCGUCCACCGACGGGACGACGGCGCCUUCUCCGUCGGAGCGGACGCCCAGGCGAAACGCUCGUCGUCGACGGACGGCGCCUCGAGUCCCGUCGCCGAGGCCGCCCCCUCGACCCACGAACAAAUGCUGAUGGAGGAGAACGAAUGCCUGAAAGUGGAGCUGUCCCGGGCCAAAAUGGCGCUGGCCGAGGUUCAGAUGGAGAGGGACUCGCUGCUGCACCAAAUCAACAGCCUCAAGGUCAACACCAGCUAGCCGCUCGCCACGUGGACGUUUUCUUUCCUAACGUCAUGAUUCCUCCAUGAAGCAAUGCAGAGACUCAAGAAAACACGUUUUUUUUUUUUUUUUUUUUAACACAAAUGAAGUGUGCGUGUGUUGUGAUGUGGACUUAAAACGGUCGAAUCAAAUCUUCGUGAAUGUUACUGAGGAAUGUCGCCAGGAAAAGAUCAAUUUUGCACAUCAUGCUCUUAUUUGUGUGUGUGUUUUUUUUUGUCAUUUUAGAAUGUGGGAGCUCUUUUGUACACAGGUCAGAGCGGUUCCACAGUGUUGAAUGUGCGCACAUCUGUGAGAACUAGCAUUUCAUUCCCCAGAUGGGUUUUUAUGGGUUGGGCCGCUUCCCACCUAUUUUUCUAGGACAAAAUGUACAGCGCGUACGCGCAGCGUCGCUUCAAUGCUCUUUGUGCGUCUUUCUGCGCUUCAUUGAAAUGUACAAAAGGCAGGAUUAUUAUCACGUCAUAAUUUGUCUGUCGAAGCUGCUGACAUGCUGAUUAAAAAAAAAAAAAAAGAGCGAGAACUAAUGUGAAAAAAAUUACCUUUUUUUUGUUUUAGCCUUUUAUUUUGUAAUUUUUUUUAAAUA
Molecule: messenger RNA, 5062 nt
Organism: Phycodurus eques (leafy seadragon)
Lineage: Eukaryota; Metazoa; Chordata; Actinopteri; Syngnathiformes; Syngnathidae
Gene: bltp3b
Product: bridge-like lipid transfer protein family member 3B
Exons: 24
Coding region: 322-4461 (1379 amino acids)
Source: RefSeq, a predicted model, not a curated record